AUAUUAUCCGGUUGAAUUUAUAUAAUUGGUCUAAGCGGGUUGCAAUUUUUUAAUAUGCUUUUUUCCAGUUGGUCCUAACUUACUUUGCCCGUUCAAACUAUUAUGUUAGAUUGGUGAGUAAAUAGAUCACCCGCGGUGCGGAUAACGUGAUGGCUAAAGUGGGGGGUAGGAACCAAACACAGGUAUAAUAUAAUAUUAUAUGAUUAGAUCAUUAUGUUAUAUUAAUGGAGACGUUUUUCGAUAGUAUGUCGCGAGGACCAGAACAAGUGACGUUGGCGGCGGGGCGAGAUAGUGCGAAUCGGUCGGCGUCGGUGGCGGGUGUGCGACAGUGACAAUAUUAUAUUAUAUUAUAUAGGUACUAUAGCAGUAAUAUUAUAUAUUUUUAUUUUAGUGUAAAAGCGACACGAUAUCUGUAUUCGCAUAACGUAGUAUUUUCUGGCAUCGCGUGUUAUUCGUAGACGACAAUAUUAUAAAAUUUGUUUUAAAAUAUAUUGUGUAAAACAAAACGUUAUCGGCUAGUGUAAUCGACCGUGGAAGUACGCAAUGUAUGAUAUAAACACUACAAUAUUAUACCCGUGUACGCCACACACGACAUAAUAUUAUUUCCGACUGUCCGAUAUAAUAAAACGCCCGUCGAUGGCCCGAAGUGUUUUCAGAUCACCGCGCGUCGUCGUCGUGGUCGCCGGUCAACAGCUUCAUCAGACGACGGAGGACUUCCAUCGAUCGCAAGACGGUGCAGCUAAUGAGACGAACAGUGAUUAUUAUUUUUACAAACAGAUAUCGGCGAAACCUAAUAGCAAAAUGAAUGAUCAUGUGGCUCGGCUGCGGGUGGUGCAAGAGGUGUCAUCUCGAAACAGUUCAGCCAGUUGGAAUAGUUCGUGUACGUUUUCAACCGAGCAGAGUUUUCAAGAUCAACCAAGACCUCCGGUGUACAACGUAGAAGACUAUGCCGGAUCCUUGCGAAAAUUUGGAAAGCGAGGGCCUGCGUCUGACGUUAACAAUGGUGACUCGUCUGAAUCUAAAGAAACCGAAAUGACACUAAAAGAAUUCACGUCAGCUACUGAGCUACUGGAAAAACUGAAUUCUGAUCUAAAACUUGCAUAUUUCAGCUUCGUACAAGAAUUCGUCGGUGACCCAAUAGACGGAGUCACGCUGUUGCUGGAACUCCUGAAAACAAUCCAACAAAACGGCACACAAACCAAGUGCACGCCAGCAAACCAGCGCCGUAUCGCAUUAGACGAAAACGCGUGCCUGCAAUGUUUGAAGUAUUGCAUGCGCUGCCAGGAUGCAGCUAGAAAAUUGGCGAUAUCUCCUGCCGGACUGUACACGCUUGCCGCGUGCAUCAUGAGCACUGUCAAUCAAUCUCGUCUAUUGACUCUGGAGUUACUAACCAAGGCAUGCUGUGAAUCCGGUACGGUAGAUGGACACAAUACGGUUUCGGAUGCGAUGAGUACGAUGCGACUUAGAUUUGCUGAGCCCGUCAGGUUUAGAUUUUUAGUGGGAAUGAUGUCCGGUAGCGGCAGUUCCGGUAUGGAACUGCUGUUGGCUGGUUUAAAGUUUAUUAACGCCUUCACUGAAACGUGUCCGGAUCUUCAGACAAAGUUUUAUGUGCAAGCCGAACUCAAACAAGCUGGCUUCAAACCUGCAGCUAUAUUAAAAAAUAUUUCCAACAAAUCUCCACUAUUGAGCUCCGUCUCUGAUGAGAUAUACAGGUGGCAGAAAAAUUUCAUAAAUGUUGAGUCACUUAAAAGACAGCACGACGAGGUAAUAAGAGAAGCUAAGUCUCUUAGAGAGAAAGUAACAAUGCUAGAAAAAAAAAUUCACAUUCUCCAAGAAGAGAAACGUGUAAUUUCUUCACGCAAAGACCACGUGGACAGCUCACAAAAAAAUAAAAUUGAAGGUGGAGGCAAUUCUGCUGAAGACGAAGGUAUCAGUUCUUCCGAACAAGAUGACUGCGAAGAAGAAGUGUCGGCAAAGAAAGUUAAGGUUCCCUAUAAGAUGUACAGUGUAUCACAAGGUGACACGACCAUCGAGGAAGUGCUCGAAGACUUCGACAAGGUUAUAAACGAUGCGUCCACCGAGUCAGGUGAUGGGCGGAAGAUGUCUUCAGUAAGCAGUGACAACUCCAAACGGUAUUACGAGUAUUCUGACACAGAUGACGUGGUCAUCAUUCCUACUAGAAUCGUACCAGAACCACCAAGGCGGUCCAGGAGCCUAUUCAUGAAUAAAAAUUUUGAAGUCAACCCGUUUUUCGAGGACGACGAAGAGAGCAUCGAUUCCGAGUGCGCUUACGAAGAUGAUGAUGAUGAGGUUAAGUCCAAAAUAAAACGGAGCGAAACAUUUCAUUCGGUCCAGAAACAGAUAAAACGAUUUUCGGACCUGGCGCUGAACAGCCACCGCGUGGAGGACGAAGAGAAAAUCAAAGACGGAGGCAGACGAAAAUCGAUUUACAACGUUUUCGGUAACGCGUCCGAGGCGGAAAACUCGAUGUAUGCCAACAAUAGACCAGUAACGAGGUCAGUGAGCACCAGGAACGUCAAUGAUUCACGGAUACCCGUCAUUAAAUUCGACCACUGCAAGUCUGAAAGGUCCGUAUACUUACCAAUGGGCUGCAGGGUCACUAAGGAACCCAAGGUUUUCAUGACCCGGGGCCACAACAACGCAGGAUUGUAUUCCGGUUAUAAGGACACCACCGCCGCCGCCGGAAAAGACUCAAGUCCAAAGUGCAAGCUGAGUACGGGUGGUAGUUCAAACGGCUUGAAAGCGCUACAGCACAUUAACAUGUCUGUUUCCACGGGGAAGCUCUCAGAUUUCCCAUCGGGACUCUAUUAGACUGAACAUGUAGAAUACAUCUACUUUAUAUGAUAAUUUAUUAUUAUUAUGAUAUUAGGGUUAUUUUAAGGCAUUGGCGUUUCAAAUUUAUAAUAUAUUCCAAUAUUCCAUUAUAUUAUUAUAUAGAUUACUCGUAUAGUUUAUUAAAAGAAAAAUACACCGACAAUUUUAAACAUAGUGUCGUUUCAUUGAGACCAUUACGCCUAAAAAAUAUAAUAUGGGGUUUGCCGAGUAUAAUUUGAUUUGUUUAUCAAACAGUUAAAUAUAGUUUUAAAAUAUAUGGUACAUUGGUAUAUUGGUUAAUAAGUACAAUAUUGAUUACCGCUUGACUGAAUAGCAUCUCUGUAAGCAUUUAUGUAUUUUGGCUUAGAAUUAUUUUUAUUAUGCAUAACCUUAGACGGAACGCCAAGUAUUUCUCUUUUACAAUUUUCUCCAAAGGUAAAAUUUAGAUUAGAUAUUAUGUAUAAUCUAUAAGCAUAAUAUUCGAAUGUUUAUAAGCUAAUUAGUUGUAUAAGGUAAAAUGUAAAAUACAUGUUUUAGAUUAUUAUAAAAUAUUAGGUUAUAAAUAUUUUCAUAGAAUUUUCAUACGAUUUUACGAACAUAUUUUAUUGUUUAAAAUCUAUAUUUAGUUUAACCUUUAAGAUUUUUACAUUUAGUUCGAUAAUAACAAUCUCGUUAAUUUUAGACGUUAAGAGCCUACCUAUUGAAAAGUAAGUGCAAUAUUUUGAAUUAAAGCAGUAAUAUAAUGUUUAUAUUAUACAAUCUAUUUGUUUUAAUUGCUCAAUCAUCCUUAAUACAACAUAAUAUAAUUGUUUAAAUUAUAUGUAUUGUUAUAUUUUAGUUUUACGCACACAUAAAUAUUAAUUUUUAUAAUAUGUGAAAUAAAUAAUCCAUGUAUUUAUAAUCCAAAUACUUCAAUCUCAUAUUGUAAUAAUUAAAAAUAUAUAUAUAUUAAUUAAAAA
This is a messenger RNA of Acyrthosiphon pisum (pea aphid), 3794 nucleotides long. It is a transcript of the gene mwh, whose product is annotated as multiple wing hairs. The record is from RefSeq and is a predicted model, not a curated record. Gene Ontology annotation, molecular function: actin filament binding; small GTPase binding. The coding region runs from base 637 to 2832 and encodes 731 amino acids. Gene Ontology annotation, cellular component: cytosol. Lineage: Eukaryota; Metazoa; Arthropoda; Insecta; Hemiptera; Aphididae. Gene Ontology annotation, biological process: cell migration; cortical actin cytoskeleton organization; regulation of cell shape. The transcript has 7 exons.